Molecule: messenger RNA, 1575 nt
Organism: Misgurnus anguillicaudatus (oriental weatherfish)
Lineage: Eukaryota; Metazoa; Chordata; Actinopteri; Cypriniformes; Cobitidae
Source: RefSeq, a predicted model, not a curated record
GGAGUGAGCAUUUAGAUAAGCUCUUGAGAAGCAAAGAUACAGCCCAGUGUCAAUACAGAAGAGCUGAAGAAGACCAUCAAUGUGAAAGAGAAUACAUGAUAAACCACCAUUAAGUAUUUUGGAGAUUAUUCUGUGGAGGAAGUUUAAAGAGCUGUUUUGUUUUUAUUGCACAUACACAAUCACAGAGAUCCAUGAGUCCAUUCUUUUCUUGUUGCCAUGGGCAACUACAACUCUUCACUGAUUUCUGAAGUUGAAGAAUUCAAGUCCAUCAUUUCAACUUUGGAGAGCCAGCGUACUCUUAUUGAGCAACACAGACUGGAGAGCACACAGACAAUAAAUCAUGCCAUUGCUGAGGAACAAAAAGGACAGGAAAUGAAUGAAGUGAAGCAGGAACCAGACCUGCUGGCCCUCAAGUUUCUCUUUAUUAACACAGACACACCUGAUGACAUCACAGAACCUGUCCAGAAUGGGAACCCUGCUCCAAAGCCAGAGGAUGUAUCUUCUUUAUCUCCUGGCAGUGAUAUGGCUUCAUCCCUGCCCGCUCUGCUCUCUGCUGCUCUCUCUGGAUCAUUACCAGCUAAAUCCAGAGCAGCCCCGCAGGGCCCUGUCACAGUGGAGCAGAUGAAAGUGCAGCUUCAAAAAAUACAGGAUGAACUGGACCUGCUUAAAGCUCAGCAUAAAAAAGAGAUCAGACUGUUGAUGAAUGAACUGGACGAGGAGAAGAAGAUGCGUUUGUCACUGCAAAUUGAUGUAGAACGCAUUAAGAAACACUUGUCCAAGUGACCCAACAAUUUCAAAGCAAAGUGUACAGAUAUGCUACUGCAUAGGCGGAGUUUCAAGUUUGUGAUUGGGGGCACCUACCGACAAACUAGGGUACUGCAAUACUUAGCUAGAGGGCGGGUUCAUGGAUUUUUUAAAUAUGUUUUAAACUAUUUUAGCCUUAAGUUACACAGUCUACAUAUUAAAAUAUAAAGAUAAGACAAAUAAAAUAUGAAUUCGCAUAUGUUUUUAUUUCAUUAAUAGCUCAGACAAAAUCAAACUCCGGCUAUGUGCUACUGAGACUCUGAAAUGAUGGCAAAUGGAAAUGUGCAAAUAGAAUAUAUGAAGAUUUUGUAAAACACGUUAUGUUAAUGCCUUACAUUGCAUUUUAUUUAUAUGCUUUUUGAUGUUUUUGACAAUGGACAAUGACACGCAGACAUUAGGCUUGUUCGACUUCAUGCGGCGCCGCUAGAACUGACAGGCGGGUGACGUCAAAGUGCCGCGAGAGCCAGACGAAAUUACACUUUGUAUGAUUUCUCGAAUCGUUCUCGCGGUACUUCGACGUCAUCCGGCUGUCGGUUGUUGUAGCGCCGCAUAAAGUCGAACAAACCUAAUAAUAACCUGAAGCUGAUCAAAUUCAUGCAUUUUCUUUAUGCUUGAACUACUUAUUUUAAACUCUAAGUUUCAUUUAUUCUGUGUUUUAUGUCUAAUUUGUUAUAAUGGAAAUUUAACGUCAUAUCUCUUUUUAAUUUAUGUGGUGGAUAAGGAAAAAUGUUUAACAUAUGAAGCAAUAUAAUUAAAUAUUACACAAUCUUG